AUGGUUCCUUAUUCUCAAAACGGGAAACAAAUAAUUAAUAGGAGUGCUAAUUAUGUUAUUUAUGGUAACACAACAAGUCAUGCUAUGAACCAAGUUGAAGUUGAAGUUGAAGGUUACAAUUGCUUAGUAGGAUCUGAUUUUGUGGUGAGUAGGCACAUGGCUGAUGAAGAGGAAUCAAGAACUAACACAAACACAAUUACUACUCAAUAUCAUCAUAAUAACGAACCUGAGGCUGAACCUCAACCUGAACCUGAACCUGAAGCUGGUUCCACCUCAAAGGACGAAGAAGAAGAAGAAGGAGCAAACAACAACAACAAUAGGAAUAACUGGCUUCAAUUAAGCAUAGGUUUUCAUCAGACUCACGCGGCUGUGGCGGCGACAACCACCAAGCACGACCGUGAUCACCACCACCAUCGUCAUCACAGAGCGAGCUCAAUGGCUCCAACAAGCGGCUCAGGACUUGUGGAGUUAGACUUGUUACCGGCUGCUACUGGGAGACAUUUGAAUUGGGCUUCUUCACGGCGGAGCAUGGAGCCUCCGGUGGUGGCUGCGGCCGCGGCGGAGGGGAGGAGUUGUUGUCAAGGAGGGUCUAGUUUUGGUGGUUCUUUGGUUUUAGAACAAACUUCAAACAUGUCAAUAGCAAGUGGUCCAACAUUUGGUCAUCGCCAUCAACAACAACAACAACAUCAUCAAGAGAUAAUGAACUGGGCAUUUGGAUCAUCUUAUUUUCCUCCACCCUUUCAUUUCCCUUCUUCUGGGUUUGAUCAUCAAUUUGAUGUGGCUGGACCAAGCUCCCAUGUCACAGUUAGAGUUGUUGAUCCUCCUCCUAGACCUCAUUCUGGAAUAUGGUUUAUGCUACAAGCCUCCCAAAACCAAGCGAAAGAACCAUUCUUGCCCCAGAUACCUAAGAACUACCUUAGAAUCAAAGAUGGAAGAAUGACGGUUCGGUUGCUAUUGAAGUAUCUGGUUAGCAAACUCAGGCUUGAGAACGAAUCAGAGAUAGAGAUAACAUGCAGAGGGCAGCAACUUUUACCUUUCUUUACGUUGCAGCAUGUGAGGGAUAACAUUUGGACUCCGAGGGACACCACAAGAACUUUGCUUUCAGAUUCCUCAACCACAGAUCAUGUCAUGGUUCUCCAUUACGGUAGAAGCACUGCUUAAUUAAAACAAGUGAAGACCCCUUGUAACUUAAAUGUGGCUCCUGCAUCCAUCAUGUUAUAUCCUUGUUAACUUAUCUAAACCCUUUUCUUUUUAGUUU
Molecule: messenger RNA, 1258 nt
Organism: Gastrolobium bilobum
Lineage: Eukaryota; Viridiplantae; Streptophyta; Magnoliopsida; Fabales; Fabaceae
Exons: 5
Coding region: 1-1161 (386 amino acids)
Biological process (GO): multicellular organism development
Source: RefSeq, a predicted model, not a curated record